AAGCCAGCCAGCAAGACAGGGCCAGCAUCUGCUGUACGCCGCACUGAGGCACUGAGGCUCUGUCGCAGCACGAACGAUCGCAGCCGUGCGACGCGCUGCUGACCUGCAAAUUUCAUUGCAAACAGUGCACGAGCAAGCCUGGUGCAGGUCUCCAGCAGGCAGCACAAAAAUCGCAGCGCUGCAACGAUGGGCGAGAAGAUGGGCCCCAACACCCUGGCAGCCUUCCACGCCGGCGCCGACUUCAUGGCGGCCAAGAUGGCAGAAGAGGACGAGUCGAGCGACGACGAAGCUUUAUUAGCAGGCGCCCCGAUGGAGUCCUACGGCCAGGCGCGCAUGGCGGAACUACGCGAAGCGGCGGAACGAAGAAACAAGCCGCCCGGCGCUCUGAGGGUUGACCCGACGGCCUGGCGGCGACUCGUCGUCGACGCGUCGAGCGACCGGUGGGUCCUUGUAAGCUUGGACCACCCCCCAAAUCCGAAAUGUGAAGCGACGCUCGAGGCCCUCGAGAGCAUACCCAUCAGUAGAAGGGGCGGCUGCGAGCUGCGAAGGGUCGAGGCGAAGUUUUGCGUUCCUGAAGAAAAGCUCGGGUCCCUGCCGGCAAUCUUCGGCUACUUUGGAGGCGAGUUGCGCGCGAGGCUUAUCGGUAGAGAGCUCCUCGAUGGUAAUGGCGAGGCGCCGUCACGAGAACUGCUCGUGGAGAAGCUCGUGGCGCUGGGCGUGAUCCCGGGCGACGGCAACGACUCCGAGACUAGUGUGUGAUAAACUGUAG
Messenger RNA from Pelagomonas calceolata, 769 nucleotides. NCBI's taxonomy places the organism in Eukaryota, Pelagophyceae, Pelagomonadales, Pelagomonadaceae. The record is from the annotation of a GenBank genome assembly.